Molecule: messenger RNA, 1071 nt
Organism: Morus notabilis
Lineage: Eukaryota; Viridiplantae; Streptophyta; Magnoliopsida; Rosales; Moraceae
Product: xanthohumol 4'-O-methyltransferase
Exons: 2
Coding region: 1-1071 (356 amino acids)
Biological process (GO): methylation
Molecular function (GO): protein dimerization activity; O-methyltransferase activity; S-adenosylmethionine-dependent methyltransferase activity
Source: RefSeq, a predicted model, not a curated record
AUGGAAUCAAACGAGGCAAGUCUGAGAGACCGAGAGGAGAUAUGGAAGUACAUGCUCAACCACGCGGAUUCCAUGGCCAUCAAAUGCGCCGUGGAGCUCCGAAUACCCGACAUUAUUAACUCCCACGGCGGCCCAAUGAGUUUGGCCCAAAUAGCCGCCGCCAUUCCCGACACUUCAUCUCCAGACAUCUCCUGCCUCGCGCGCAUCAUGCGUCUUCUCGUCCGCCGAAACAUUUUCACGGCACAUCAAUCAUCAGACGGCUCCGGCGACAGCACCACUCUCUACGGUCUGACCCACUCGUCCAGAUGGCUGUUGAGUGACACUUCUGACGAUCAACUAACUCUGGCUCCUUUUUUUCUGAUGGAGACCCAUCCGUGGCUGAUGGCUCCAUGGCACUGCUUUAGCCGGUGUGUCAAAGAAGGUGGGAGUGCCUUCCAGAAGGCCCAUGGACGUGAGAUAUGGGAUUUCGCAUCCGAGAAUCCAGAGUUCAAUAAGCUCUUCAACGACGGAAUGGAAUGCACGGCCAGGAUCAUUUUGAAGGCGAUCUUGUCAGAGUAUAGAGAUGGGUUCGGUAGUUUGGGGUCGUUGGUUGAUGUGGGUGGUGGGACCGGUAGGGCCUUGUCAGAGAUCGUGAAAUCUCAUCCGCACAUCAAUGGAAUCAACUUUGAUCUACCGCAUGUCGUCGGGACGGCACCGGUGUACCCGGGAGUGUCCCAUGUCGGAGGUGACAUGUUUGAGAGCAUCCCAAAUGCUGAUGCUGUCUUCAUGAAGUGGAUUAUGCAUGAUUGGGGCGACGAAGACUGCGUGAAGAUCUUGAAAAAUUGUCGAAAAGCGAUACCGGAGAAAAGUGGGAAAGUUGUUAUAGUAGAUUUAGUUCUGAACCCAGAAGGCAAUACCCUAUUUGAUGACAUGAGCUUAAUUUGGGACCUUGUAAUGGUUGCCGAUGCCUCGGGUGGAAAGGAGAGAACUGAGAACCAGUGGAAGAAAAUCUUAAAAGAAGGUGGUUUUCCUCGCUAUAAAAUCAUCAAAAUUCCUUCCUUAACAUCCAUAAUUGAGGCUUAUCCAGAGUGA